Messenger RNA from Euleptes europaea (tarantolino), 902 nucleotides. RefSeq names its product zinc finger protein 502-like. Lineage: Eukaryota; Metazoa; Chordata; Lepidosauria; Squamata; Sphaerodactylidae. Gene Ontology annotation, molecular function: DNA-binding transcription factor activity, RNA polymerase II-specific; RNA polymerase II cis-regulatory region sequence-specific DNA binding. Gene Ontology annotation, biological process: regulation of transcription by RNA polymerase II. The record is from RefSeq and is a predicted model, not a curated record. Gene Ontology annotation, cellular component: nucleus. The coding region runs from base 60 to 902 and encodes 280 amino acids. The transcript has a single exon.
UCCAUGAAGCCCUAAUUCAAGAGCAAGUAGACAUAGGAAAGGGACAGAUUCAGUGUCUCAUGUGUGGAAAAGGCUUCAACAUUCAAUCCAGAUUUAAUAACCACUGGACGGUUCACACCGGGGGAAAACCAUUCAAAUGCUCAGAGUGUGGGAAGAGCUUCCGUCAGAAGAACAAACUGACUACGCAUCAGCGAAUCCACACAGGAGAGAAACCGUACCUGUGCAUGCAGUGUGGGAGGGGCUUCAGUUGCAACACACACCUUACACUACAUAAAAGGAUUCACACAGGGGAGAAACCAUAUAAAUGCCCACAGUGUGGAAAGAGCUUCAGCAUUCGUUCAAACCUUCGACGACAUCAAAGAAUCCACACCGGGGAGAAACCAUAUGAAUGCCCCGAGUGCGGCAGGGGCUUUGUGAAUAAUCCUGAUCUUACAAGACACCAAAGGAUCCACACAGGAGAGAGACCUUUUAAAUGCGCUGAGUGUGGGAAACGGUUCAAUCAGAAGGAUGAAUUGACCAUACAUCAAAGAAUCCACACAGGGGAAAAACCUUUCAUUUGCUCAGUGUGUGGAAAGCGGUUCCGUGGGAAGAGUUCACUUUCUAAACACCAGCAGAUUCACACUGGGGAGAAGCCCUUCAAAUGCUCCGAAUGUGGAAAGAGCUUCCUUAAUAACAGAGGCCUUAUGAGGCAUCAGAGAAGCCACACCGGGGAGAAGCCUUUUACGUGUUUGGAGUGCAAUAAGAGCUUUUCUGAAAACUCAACCUUAAAGAAACACUUGAGAAUCCACAGUGGGGAGAAACCCUUCACGUGUUCGAAGUGUAGCAAGAGCUUUUGUGAUAACUCAGCCUUAAACAAACAUUUGAGGAUUCAUACAGGGGAGAAGGCAUAUCAGGGUUUGUGA